GCGAGGGGUGGUGGCUCCCGGGACGAUUAGGGCUCGAGGAGGCGGGGAGGAAGGGGAAGCCUGUGGUUCGGAAAAGCGCCCCAAGCACCCCUCGGGAACCUUUGCAAAACCCACUGCCCUGUCUGGAAGUACUGCGAAACGUGCCGGGCGUGGGGUCCUUGUCCGGACCCGGUCAGGACUGGCCGGGCCCCGCGGAGUAGUGCCCGGGGCGCGGCCCAACGUGAACUUCGGGCUGCCAGGCGUUGGGGUGGACGGGGGCGGGUCCCGGAUGUGCGGGUGUCCGGCCUGGCACCCUCUCGCCCCUCCUCCGGCGGACGCCCCGGCGGUCCCUGAGGGUGCAUGUGUCGGUGGGUUGGAGGUUAGUGUUUCAGGGCUGCGUUAUGGACACUUCCUGUUUGCUGUCUCCUCUGCGGCCGUGGUUCCCUGUGAACUUUAGUCACGUCUUUCUGGGCGAGUGAGCGAUCCGCUGACGGAGAGGGGCCGUGUGGCAGCAGUCGAUCUGGUACCCAGGGCUCGGUGGGAGUUAGAGCAGAGCAGCCCAUGUGGUCAAACUUCCAUCCUCCACUCGCACCUAACUCCUCCCCGUUGUUACUUGCUUGUGGAAAAACCUCUUCCCAGCUCGGCUAGCAAGAGUUGGGGGAUAUCAUUCUUUUGGGAACCACAGUCAGUGGGAUCUUCCCACACUUGAUUUCUGCUUUAGGGUUUUGUUCAGGUUGUUCCUGUAUUUCGAUCACUUCUUACGGAGCAGUCUUAGCACGGAAGAGAAAUGGCACAGACUUACUUUCUUCAACUCCAACUCUGACUGAAGGGAAGGAGGCGGUUAUUUGUUUCCAGCUUUGUCGCGCUGCCUCUCCUGUCGGCCUUCUGAUUGUGACAGCCACGUGGCCGGAUGAGUGCAAUAGUGCUCUAGCGGCUGCCAGGAGGGCUAAGGUUCUCUGGUAGCCAAGGGCUUUGUGACCGCGCUGGAGAAUCACAUGCACUUGUGUCUUGGUACAUUCGGGGAGGGAAAAGUGGGAAAAGGGGAAUAGUUAAACCCUAUUUUCCUUUCUUCCUUAUCCUAAUAUUUAUCUGUUUCCUGACAGUACUGCACUAUAAGAGUAAAUGGGUCCAGUAAUUGGAAUGACUUCAGAUAAAAGAGCUGAAACGCCAGGAGCUGAAAAAGUUGCAGGCUUAAGCCAGAUUUACAAGAUGGGAAGUUUGCCUGAAGCUGUAGAUGCUGCCAGGCCAAAGGCAACCCUAGUGGACAGUGAGGCAGCUGAUGAUGAACUGACAAACUUGAAUUGGCUUCAUGAAAGUACUAAUCUUCUAACAAACUUCAGCCUUGGAAAUGAGGGUCUUCCGAUGUAUGACAUUGAGGGAGAUGAUGUGCCAUCCUUUGGACCUUCUUGCUACCAGAACCCAGAAAAAAAAUCGGCAACCUCAAAGCCCCCAUACUCCUUCAGUCUUCUCAUUUAUAUGGCUAUUGAACACUCUCCAAAUAAAUGUUUGCCUGUCAAAGAAAUUUAUAACUGGAUUCUGGACCGCUUCCCAUAUUUUGCUACUGCACCAACAGGCUGGAAGAAUUCUGUUCGACAUAAUCUGUCCCUGAAUAAAUGUUUUCAGAAAGUGGAAAGAAGCCAUGGAAAGGUUAAUGGAAAAGGUUCCUUAUGGUGUGUUGAUCCAGAAUAUAAACCUAAUCUUAUGCAGGCACUGAAGAAGCAACCUUAUCCCUCAACACCAGUAUCUUACACUUCUCCUGCAUCUCCACAAAGUGAUUCUUUAUCACCUCACUACUUAAACUCUGUACUCAAGCAGAACCAAGUGCAAACCCUCAAAGAAUCUGAUAUUGAUGCUGCCACUGCAAUGAUGCUGUUGAAUACAUCUAUAAAACAAGGAAUUUUAGAAUGUGAGAAGCCACUUCCUCUUAAGACAUCACUGCAAAAAAAGAGGAGUUAUGGGAAAGCAUUUAAUCAUCCCAGUGCUAUACAAUUACAAGAGAGUGAUUCUUUAGCCACCAGCAUUGAUCCAAAAGAAGAUCACAAUUACAGUGCAAGUAGCAUGGCAGCACAGCGUUGUGCAUCCAGGUCUAGCGUAUCUUCGUUGUCAUCUGUGGAUGAGGUAUAUGAAUUUAUCCCAAAGAAUAGCCAUGUGGGAAGUGACGGCAGUGAAGGAUUUCAUAGUGAAGAAGAUACAGACAUUGAUUAUGAAGAUGAUCCUCUUAGAGACAGUGGCUUUGCAUCACAGCCUUGUGCAAAUACCUCUGGAAAAGGGCAGCCAGGGAAAAAGAAGCGAGAGCAGUCGUGUCAAGAAAUUGAUGAGGAGCUCAAAGAGGCAGCUGGAUCUCUGCUCCACCUUGCAGGAAUCCGUACCUGUUUAGGCUCCCUGAUAAGUACUGCAAAGACACAAAAUCAAAAGCAGCGGAAAAAAUAGAAAUACUUGUUUUUGUAAAAAUUAUUUCCAAGUGUGGCAAUACUCUUCUACUUCAUUCUUUACAAGGGAUAUCAAAGCCAUAAUGGACUUCUUUAGUGUCAGGGUGGAAGAGGGAUGCUAAUUACUUGUUUAUUUUCAAAUGUUUUGGGGUUUCUUUUUUUUUUUCAUUUUUAUUACACAAUUGCUGUUAGGAUCAUGCCCAAUCUUAAAUACAUAAAUCCUAAAAGCAUUUUUGUGAUUAAACUCUCAAAGAUUAGGAAAUUUUUAUAUAAGAAAAUUCUAAAAUUUUCAGCUAUAAACUCAUGCUAAAAAUAUUUUCUUCUGUUAAGAUGUUAAAAUAUAAGAUUUGGCAGCUCUAUAAAACUUUUCAAAUUUUAUUUUUUAAAAUCUGAAUUUAACGAUAGCUACUGAUUCCACUCAUUUUUUUUGCUGAUAUCUCUUUCAGAUAUUCUUCACCUGACAUACAUCUGAUAGGUUAUGGUUUGGGGUUUUUAUUUUGUUUCUCUGCUCUAAAUUAUUUUUUCUUGUGACAUGAGCAAAGUCAGAUAUAAAAUCGAAAAGACUUUGGCCACAAAUGUAGAAAAUACAAGAAGUUCUACAGUUUAGAAAAGGCAGUGUGGGGAUGUGAUUUCAUUGAAGAAGAUUCCAGUUCCUAUUGCUGUGCUAUCUUUGAGGUGUUUUUACUUCACAGAUAGCAUAUACUAUUUCAUGGGCCUUUUGUCCUUCCCAAAGUGCUUUGCAACCAUUGUUCAAAUUUUAGCCAAUAGAUGUCUCUGUUCAAUGAAAAUUAUCCAAUGAGAGGAUAUAGCCAUAGAGUGUGUUCUGAAAUAACACCUAUUUUUGACACACUUUUGCAAUAAGAGACUCUGAUUUGCUUGGUAAGGUACUGCAUUGUGCAGAAACUUAUAAUAGGAAUAACAUAUAAGAAAACAUUUUUGAACACGUGUUAUUUUAAGUUAUCAUUAGUGCAAGUAGACCAUUUAGGAAAAGCUUCUGUUCAGGCUUUGUAUGGAUUAAAAGUGUAUAUAUACCAAAUUAAAUUUUAGGAGAUAUAAUGAACUGUGGAGAAAUACUUUCAUGGAUUUCAAGAUUUGUAUAAAAUUAGGUCUUCUGUACCACAGCUUUUUGAGGAGGCAGUGUAGACUUACAUGUGCCAUUAAUCCACGCUAAAAGGUUUUAUAUCACUGUUCCAAAAGUACAUUUGACUAAAGUGUUUUAAGUAUUUGAACAAAUCUGCUUGUAUAAGACAGUUUUUCAUAAUAUCAUCUGUACAGUUUGACUAUAUUAUUCAUAAGGAACAGGGGAUACUAAUAAAUUAAACCUAUUCAUUGUAUUUCUUUUAACAAUGAUGGAGAAAACUGCCAGAAGUUCAGUCUUAUGAUAUGUCCUAUGUCAUAGACAAUGACCUUGUUUUCAUUUUUUUCCUCAAUAUUUAUAUACAUGUGGACACAUAUAUACAUACAUACACACACGUGUGCACGGGUCAUGUUGCUUGGCUGCUUUCAGCUCUUUCCACAACUGUAAAGCAUUUUCUGGGUUUUUGAAAAAGAGAUGUACAGAUGUUUUUUGACAAAACUGUUAAGAAUAACAAAAAUUUCUUUUUCAAUUGAUAAGACCUUAAGCCAGGGAUAAUAGUAUUCACGAUCUUUGUCCUGUUUCUGUGUUAAGUGUAAUUGAAUCUGGAUAGCCAUGUUAAUAGAAUUGGUGCUAAUGAAAUACAAUUUUUAAUUUUUGAAAUGCAGGAUGAGGUGUUUUAAUUAUUUUCUUCUUCCUGUAUGUCAUAUCUACAAAAACAGGAUAAACCAAGUUGACCCUUUUUACUGUAGACAAUAAUAAAACACCACAAAAAACAUCACAGUAUAAAUAGUAGAGAUCACAAAAAUCACUUUAGUAAAAAAAAUUUUAAGCUAUUUACUCUGGCCCUCUGAAACAGUGUUUCAAUUAUCUGGUUCCAGUUUAUUUUGUUCUGAAAUUCUGUGCCACAGAUGUUCCCAGUUACUUGGAAGUCUUGGGUAGAAUUCAUUGCAUCAUUUUGCAUCUGCUAAGAUACCAAGAUAUUUUCAGGGGAAAGGACUAUUUAUGUAAUGUUCCCCUGUUACGAUCUUCAUGGGGAUUGUGAUUUCAUUCCUCAAAUGUGUUAGAUAGAAAGAUGGCUCAUAACACCCAGUUAAUGAAAGUCAUCCCAGACCUAUGGACUGAAAAAUUGUAUUCUUGAUAAUAUUAGCAACAAACUUGGAUGUAUUAUAAAUAAACUUGGAAACCCUGAAGAAAUUACAUAUUUUUAAACUGUGAUUUUAGGCUAACAUAAUUUGCCUUACAUUAAAAUAAUAUUUUGGUACACCUGAUUGCAGUUCUAGCCCUAGUAAAAAUUUUGUCUUGGCACAGUUAAUCUUCAUCUUUCACAUCCCAAAUAGAACCAGUGUUUCUUGAAUAUAUACUUUUGAAAUUUAUUUGUGCAAUAUUUGCUAAAUUAGUUAAUAUUUUACUUUUCAAAUUCAGAGGAAGAAAUAUUAUUUUUAUUUGUAAAAGGCCAAUUAUUUGUGUAUCACCUCCCUUUUUCCACUUUUGAGCCAUUCCUGUCCUAAAUAACCAACAUAAGAUCUCUUGACUUAGAUUCCUUUGCUUAUGGUAAAAUUUAGUAUUCUGUAUUUUUUUCUGUUUGCUUUGUGAGGCAUUAUGUAAAGGGUUCAUACUAGAUAAUCAGUUAAAUACUUGCUAGCAUAAAUUUAAAGCUGGAGAAAGUGUUAAGGAGGGAAAAUAUGUGUCUUGGUAGACCAGGAGGCCUUUUUCAGUAAUUUAAGAAACAAAUGUGAAUACUUCACAAAACUGUAAAGACUAUUUAAAUACUAUAGGAACUUCAACACCUUUUUGUGAAGAAUAUAGCAUUUACUUGAGAAACCUUGAGGCUUGUAGUUUUUUGUUUGUUUGAAAUAUGUAAGCUUUGUGUUAAGUUUACUUCAGUAUGUUAAUGAUGUAGUCAAAAUAUUUAUUGAGAGGCAAAAUACAGUAUUUUAAUGUUGUACCUGCCAUUUUUUCUUAAAGCACAUUGUUUGCAUCUAACUGCCAGUGCCAUUGUCAAAUUUGUUUUUAAAAUUGUUGUAUAUUUCUUAUUAAACUAAGUGCUUAAAGUAUUAUGUUGCCAUCAUAUAGUGUAUAAAAAUGUGUAAUUGCCAAUUCAUUUUAACUAUUUAUUUUUUAAUGAAGGUGUAAGAACACUUUCUCAUUCAAGAAAUUUCUUAUUAAGCUGUUUCCUUACCCCCUUUUCUUCUGUAGCAUAAAAAUUGCCCUGGUUUGAAUGAUAACUGCCAGUAGAUGACCUGCCACAAGUGAACCACUUCCCAGUUGCCAGGCUUUGCUCAUAUUAAAAACAACUUACAAAUGUUUAGUUUUUGUAUCUAAUCUCUGAUUAUUAAAAUGUUUAUAAAAUUUAUUUUUACCAAAGAAAUGCAAUUCAUUAUGAUAAAGUAUUGCAGAAUAAACUUUGUUUUAUAGCA
Molecule: messenger RNA, 5903 nt
Organism: Ochotona curzoniae (black-lipped pika)
Lineage: Eukaryota; Metazoa; Chordata; Mammalia; Lagomorpha; Ochotonidae
Gene: FOXN2
Product: forkhead box N2
Exons: 6
Coding region: 1102-2409 (435 amino acids)
Biological process (GO): regulation of DNA-templated transcription
Cellular component (GO): nucleus
Molecular function (GO): cis-regulatory region sequence-specific DNA binding; DNA-binding transcription factor activity
Source: RefSeq, a predicted model, not a curated record